This is a messenger RNA of Cimex lectularius (bed bug), 3205 nucleotides long. RefSeq names its product protein tilB homolog (gene tilB). Gene Ontology annotation, biological process: outer dynein arm assembly. The transcript is spliced from 11 exons. The record is from RefSeq and is a predicted model, not a curated record. The coding region runs from base 1370 to 2593 and encodes 407 amino acids. Gene Ontology annotation, molecular function: protein binding. Lineage: Eukaryota; Metazoa; Arthropoda; Insecta; Hemiptera; Cimicidae. Gene Ontology annotation, cellular component: cytoplasm.
UGUUAAUACAAACAUUUAUUGCCCCUUAACACGACUUCUUUCUCUACGCCGGAGGUGAAGGGAGAAGUUGGUUGAGCUGUUCACGUAUGUCGUUCUGGUCGGCGAUCCACCGUCUGCGUUUUUCCUCUCGUUCGCUCUCGUCUUUGAUCUCCUCUAGCUUAGACAUUUCAAUCAUGUGAUACAUAUCAAUGCAUUCGUUCAAGAUGUGCACCAAAGUGUAUAUUUCGCUUGCAAAGUCAAGACUCAUAUUAAAUGUUUUACCUCUAUCGUUAAUAAUCAAACUAUGUACUAAAACUGACAUGGCUGAUAAUCAGCAGUUUAUAAUUUAAUUUAAUUUUUUUUUUUUUUUUUUUAACAAAAAUUCAAACAUGUGUGCUGCAGACUAUUUUCUGGUCACCCUUUGGAUUAUUUUUGCUAUAAUUUCUCCUAAUAAAACGAAAAAUGUGUCAAAGGUUGCCUCAUCAAAUAAAAUUCUUGGAGCCAGGCGAAUCACCGAGCUGAUGAUCAACUCGCUCACUAUCGCAUGUUUGCUUUAUAUGUCGACAAAACUAUUAUCAUACGUGACUGCAAACUGUGUCAGCCUCCUCCUUAAAUAUGAAUACCAUGAUGAAGCACUUUGGAUUGAUUUAUGAUCAGUGUUUGCUCACAAAUUUAAAAACGUGACCACAAAAUACAACUUUUUUUUUCAACACUGUAAAAUGUGAUUUCUUUGUGAAAGAUACAAUUUUAACAGAUAAGGUUACUUCCUAACCAUUUAUUUUACAUGUGAAUAUCAUAAUCAGUAAAGGGUUGGUGUAGAAUAGAGAAGAGAUGGUCACAAACUAAAGAUAGUUAAGGCUCCAGAUGGUGAACUUAUGAAUAAAUGGGUAGAAAUACUCACACCCUAGAUUUCAUAUUCAUAUUCAAGAUGAAUGAGCUACGCAUUUUCAUCAUUAGUUUUUAUAUGUUGAGUUGAUCAACUAAAUUCAAUUGUGUGUAAUAUUCCACAACUGGUCCUGCAUACCAAGUGAAUGUACUAAUAAAUAAAAUCAUUUGCUACUCGCUCUCUAUGAGGAACCAAGGCACGACACGUCAACAUCCAAGAUGGGUCAAAUACUCAGGCAAUAGCAGUCGUCUAUGUUUUAUAAAUUAUCAUAUUAAACAGUAGGAAUGUAAAAGAACAAAACAUAUUCAAUGAAAUGCAUAAAUAUAGUUGGGAGGAGAAACAUGUGAUCUGUAAUUUUUUUUUAAUAUUACAAGCUUUUCUAAAUGUAAUUUGAGUUUUAAUAAUAAAAAUAUUUAAUACACAUAAGUUCAGUUGUAUGUUCGCAUAUUCAAUGAUUCUCUAAGUGGGAAGCAGUACCAGUUGGUACUUAUUUAUCCGGUAACCAUGCAAAGAAUCACAGAAGAUUUAGUCAGAAAGAAGUCUGAGCACAACGAAAAGGACAUACUUUCUUUGGAGGAGCUCUCCCUACAUCAAGAGGACAUAGGAAAACUCGAAAAUCUACAAAAAUGGUGUAAGGACCUUAAAAUCCUCCUGUUACAUAACAAUCUCAUCAGCAAAAUAGAAAACAUAGGGAGGCUGAAAAGUCUUGAGUACAUUAAUUUCUCGCUGAACAACAUAGAAAAGAUUGAAAACCUCGAGGGCUGUGAGUCUCUGACCAAACUCGAUUUCACACUGAACUUCAUAGGUGAACUGACGUCCGUCGAGAGCCUCAGAAAGAAUGAAUUCCUUGAAAUUCUUUAUUUGACAGGAAACCCUUGCACAGACUAUGACGGAUACAGAGAAUAUGUCAUUGCUACAUUGCCACAGCUCAAAACGCUCGAUGGUACUGAUAUACUCAUUUCUGAACGGAUCGAAGCAGUUCAGAACUACAACGAGAUCAAAGAGAGCAUUAUACAACAACAAUCCCAUUGCAAAUUGCAAAGAGAAAAACAGAAAAACAAAAACCAACCUAAACUUCAACAGUACAUCGAUGAAAAUGGAGAGCUGAUUGAAAAUUAUGAAGUGGAAAAUGGUUUUUGGCAGCAAACGAGUGACAACUCGCCGGAAACGAGAAUCGACAUUGCUCUCAAGUCAAGAAAGUGCAGGGAAAAAGGGAAACCAAAAGAAGUGAAACGUCAAAAAAGGGAUGUCAUUUAUUUCAAAUCUGAUGGCACUCCGUACAACAUGAACCUCGGGAAAUUCCCCUUCUUGCUUGACGAUGAUUGGAGAAACAACCGAUAUGUUUUAGAUGUAACUGUACAGAAAUAUUUAGACACAAAUUUCAUAGAAGUAGAUGUACAGCCAAAUUAUGUUAGGGUGACUAUUAAAAAAAAGAUCCUUCAGCUAAGGCUAGACCAAGAAGUGUGUCCUUCAGAGUCCAAAUCAACGAGGUCCAUUUCAACUGGACACCUUAUUGUUGAAAUGCCAAAGCUCAAACCGUACAUUGGCCCUUCUCCUGCUGUGGACACUGUAAAAACAUUCGCCAUAAACAAGAGACAAGAGAAAAAGCGAGAAUUUCUUGAUGUACACGAAAAGGAGGAAUUCAACCUGCAAAACUUCCUCACAAUCCGUCCCAAUGAUAAAAACGAUUCUUUUGUGGAUGAUCCUGACGUGCCGCCUCUUGAAUGAAUUCGUUAAAAUACAUCUUUCAUUUUUAUGUAUUUAAAGUAAAUUUAAAAUGUUAACAGGGCAAUAUUAUCAUCUUUUUUCUUAUUUGUACUUAACAAUUUGUAAGGAUGGUUAUUUAAAUAUAGUUAAGCAUUGCUUUUUUAUAUGUAUAGUUUCAUUAGUAAAUUAAAUAUUUUGUUUGAUGGUUUCAUCCACAAUUCCACCAAUGAAGAUAUCAAACUGCUGAAAAGGACCUGAUAGACCAAACUACAGGCUGAUGACUCCAGAGACCUUGAGGAACAAUUGCACAAACUGAAUUCAUUGUCAAAAAAAAGACGUUGUCACGUCAACAUCAAUCGUAAGAUAAUAAUAAUACUUACCUUUUUUUAAUGUGUUGAUGUUUAUUUUAUAACGCACACACUAAAGCCAUGCUUUCCAACUACUUUUUCUACACUGUAGCUUUUAGUCUAAAGGCAAACAUUAAACUUUUUCUACUGCAAAAAUACAUUUUAUCAGGUAUUGGCAAGGUGUGGAAAAAAAAAAGAAAAGGAAAUUUAAACUUUUUUUAAUUGAAAAUCAAAGAUAAAGUUGUAUAAAUUACCCAAGAACCAAUGAAUAUUAACAACAAAAAAA